Molecule: messenger RNA, 255 nt
Organism: Trifolium medium
Lineage: Eukaryota; Viridiplantae; Streptophyta; Magnoliopsida; Fabales; Fabaceae
Source: the annotation of a GenBank genome assembly
AUGGAUCAAGAAAUGGAGUCUAUAGAGAAGAAUAACACAUGGGAGCUAGUCAAUUUGCCUGAAGGAGCAAGAAAAGUGGGUGUUAAAUGGAUCUACAAAACCAAAUACAAUGAGAAAGGUGUAGUAGAGAAAUACAAGGCAAGGCUGGUGGCAAAAGGAUAUUCUCAACAGCAUGGCAUAGACUAUAAUGAGGUAUUUGCUCCAGUUGCAAGAUGGGACACAAUUAGAACAAUUUUGUCACUUGCAGCAAGUCAG